UCUACAUAAAUUUGUGAAAUUAAAGUUAGAGAAUAAUUUAACUUCUAAAAUGGAUACUAUUUUCACCUUUCACCAAGCAAACCAUGUUGGACGUUUGGACUCCAGCUUCCUCGCCGAAGUUUGUUGGAUGGAGGAGGGAGUUUUCGAGCAAUCGGCUCGACCGACGCCAUACCUUCGCGUCAUGCUCACACAGGACGACGGGGAGACAAUUAUGGUGGCCAUUGCGACCGGGAACUUUUACCACGUGGCUAAAAGUCUUUAUCAGGUCGGGAACGUGUACUGCUUUCCACGUGGCAUGUUCGAGAUCCGGCCUCGGACCUCGCAAAAUUCAUCAAGCUAUCCAUACGACUUGUGGUUUCUAAACGAUUCUGCCUCAUCCGAUAAAAGGUGUCCAAGAUCCCAGACUUCAGAACUGGAAGAGUCCAUGCAAAAUAUGAACAUUUUCUAAAUUUGUAUAUUAUUUAAUCUAAUUAUAUGUUAUUAC
Messenger RNA from Folsomia candida, 484 nucleotides. RefSeq lists its product as uncharacterized. The transcript is spliced from 4 exons. The record is from RefSeq and is a predicted model, not a curated record. Bases 50 to 448 code for a protein of 132 amino acids. NCBI's taxonomy places the organism in Eukaryota, Metazoa, Arthropoda, Collembola, Entomobryomorpha, Isotomidae.